UCUCAUCUUUGCUUCCUGACCCGACAGAAAUAGAAAAUAUGUCAAUUUGUACGAGAAAUCAGUCACCUCUGGCAUCGCCGCCGCCACCGGAUCCGGUUGAAGCUGAAAGAAAUGACUCACCUGCGUCGCCGCCGCCACCGGAUCUGGUUGAAGCUGAAAGAAAUGACUCACCUGCGUCGCCGCCGCCACCGGAUCUGGUUGAAGCUGAAAGAAAUGACUCACCUGCGUCGCCGCCGCCACCGGAUCCGGUUGAAGCUGAAAGAAAUGACUCACCUGGUUCGCCGCCGCCACCGGAUCCGGUUGAAGCUGAAAGAAAUGACUCACCUGGUUCGCCGCCGCCACCGGAUCCGGUUGAAGCUGAAAGAAAUGACUCACCUGGGUCGCCGCCGCCACCGGAUCCGGUUGAAGCUGAAAGAAAUGACUCACCUGCGUCGCCGCCGCCACCGGAUCCGGUUGAAGCUGAAAGAAAUGACUCACCUGCGUCGCCGCCGCCACCGGAUCUGGUUGAAGCUGAAAGAAAUGACUCACCUGCGUCGCCGUUGCCACCGAAUCCGGUUGAAGCUGAAAGAAAUAACUCGCCCCGUGCGUCACUAAUGCCAUCAAGAUCUGAAGAUGCCCAAAGAAAUAAUCCGACCGGAAUCCCGGAAGAGGGUAAUGUUAGACAGUCUGGUAACGACAUUGAAGCUCCAAAUGACUGGGAAACUACAAAAGCGGAUAUACCGUUAUUUGAAUUUGAUGCCCUUUCUGCGGGUGCUCAAUUUAAUGUCGGUCCAGGUACGACGGUCGUAGAUGUUUUUCAUAAAACGUUCCCACCUAAUAUUAUUGACUAUAUUGUAACAUGCACUAACGCCUAUGGAAAAGCACUUUGUUUGUCAAAAAGACCAGCAACCAGGAAUACACGUCAUUACAAUUUUAAAGACACGAACCAAGAAGAAGUCCGUAAGUUUCUCGGUUUGUGUUUGCUUAUGGGUCAAAUAAAAAUUCCCCAAAAACGAAAGCAUUUUACAUACAGUGAUCCACUGUAUUACCACCCAAUAUUUUCUUUUAUAAUGUCAGCAAGAAGAUUCGAACAAAUUCUAAGAUGCCUAUGUGCAUCAGAUUUAACAGCAAAAGGAAAAGAAAAAAUUGUUAAUUUUAUUGAAAUGUUGUGUAAGAACUUCAGAGAUUGUUAUAAGCCAUACAGAGAUCUCAGUUCGGAUGAAUCUCUGCUCUUAUUCCGGGGUCGACUAUCAUUCCGGCAAUACAUAAAAAGCAAAAAAGCCCGUUAUAGCAUAAAAUUCUACGAACUGACAUCAUCAGAUGGUUAUGUUCUAAAUUUAAUGAUGUAUGCCGGAAAAGACGCUGAAAACGAGGUUCAGAAAGGAAAAAAAACCGAAAAGCUUGUGCUUCAUCUCAUGAAACCAUAUUUGCUCAAAGGACAAAAGGAGAAAAAUAAUAAAAACAAACAUAACCUUUAGUGUUUUAUUGACUGA
Molecule: messenger RNA, 1472 nt
Organism: Pectinophora gossypiella (pink bollworm)
Lineage: Eukaryota; Metazoa; Arthropoda; Insecta; Lepidoptera; Gelechiidae
Product: piggyBac transposable element-derived protein 4-like
Exons: 3
Coding region: 39-1457 (472 amino acids)
Source: RefSeq, a predicted model, not a curated record